AUGAUUACUAGUUUUUCCUCUUCCCUUGAUCCCAAAGUUAAAUUGAAGGCUAAGGAAGGAACACCCUUGUCUGAUCCUACUUUUUACACACAGUUGGUUGGGAAGUUAAACAUCCUCACCAACACUAGACUAGAUAUAGCCUACGGAGUAGAACACUCGAGCCAAUAUAUGCAAGAUCCUAUAGAGCCUCACCUUCAGGCUGCCUAUCACAUGCUUAGAUACUUGCUCAAGGAUCCUACUUUGGGACUCUUCAUGUCCAAUGAUGCUGACUUCUCAGUCCAAGCCUAUUGUGAUUCUGAUUGGGCUGCCUGCCAUGAUUCUAGGAAAUCAGUGUCAGGUUAUAUUGUUCUAUUGGACAAUAGUCCCAUUAGAUAG
Messenger RNA from Nicotiana tabacum (common tobacco), 375 nucleotides. Its product is annotated as putative mitochondrial protein AtMg00240. Lineage: Eukaryota; Viridiplantae; Streptophyta; Magnoliopsida; Solanales; Solanaceae. The record is from RefSeq and is a predicted model, not a curated record.